CUGUAACUCAACAGUUGUCAGUCAGGCAUAAAUUAUCUGCCACACCUUGCAGAUUUAAGGUUCAUUGUACGAUUACACAUCUUCCUCACUUCUUACCUACAACUUGAAUAGACCCUGAACCACCAACCCGGUUUCGGACUUGUUGUUCACCAGAAACUGCAUAUGUCGUUGAAAAGCUACAAAACAUAAAAAACUCUUCCCAACUACCCGCCUGCUGAUACCGCUGGGCCGAUGAUGGAGACACCAUCUAUAAGCCAAAAUGAUAUCGUGAUCGCGGUUAUGGGAGUGACAGGAUCUGGGAAAAGCACUUUUAUCUCGAAAAUCACCGGCCAGAAUGUCGGGAUCGGGCAUAGCCUCACGUCUCGUUAGUUUGUUGAAAUUUUGUAUAUGGCUGGAAAUUGAAACCCAAGAUUGUACUGACGUUUCGAAUAGAAACAGCUACUGCGAGCAUUUAUUCGUACCAAUAUAAGCCCGAUCGCAAAAUCUACUUGAUUGAUACGCCUGGAUUCGACGAUACUUCUCGUUCCGAUACCAUCGUCUUGAAAGAAAUUGCCUUCUUCCUAUCAAGGCUGUAUCGCGACAAAGUGAAUCUUGCGGGAAUUAUUUACCUGCACCGAAUCACAGAUAAUCGACUUUCCGGGACGGCUUUGAAGAAUCUGAACGCAUUCAGGCAACUUUGUGGACCUGAUAGCUACGGCCAUGUAAUUCUCACGACGUCCAUGUGGAAUCUCCUCGAUCCAUCAGCUUCUCAUCUAGGAGACGAGCGCGAAAAUGAAUUGAAAACCACCUCCAGAUUCUGGGGUGCCAUGUGUGAGCAUGGCAGUCGUGUAAUUCGCUGGACAGGGGAGGAAAAGUCGGCUCUUGUUAUCAUUGAUCAAAUAGUCGACAUGCAUGCGAAAUCCGGCACUGCGAUCUUGCAGAUACAGAAAGAACUCUGUGAUGACAAUUUGCCCCUAGAUGAGACCGCAGCCGGUAGGGUGGUUCAGAAGGAGCUCGCAGAAGCUAAGGUCCACUUUCAAAAAGAAAUCGAGUCGCUACGUGAAGCACAGGCAGAAAUGAAAACCGCUUCGAAACAUGAGCUUGCGAAACAGCUUUUAGCUCAGCAACAAGACUUUGAGCAGAAGCUGAGAAAUGCAAACAAAGCACAAGAAGAUUUGAAGACGAAUCUUCGGCGACUGGAGAGUGAGAAAGAGGAAGAAUACAGGAAACUUCUCGAAAAUACCCAACGCCAACACCAAAAGCUUGCAGAAGUUUUGGACAAACGAGAAGCCGACUACAGAAAGUUACAAGAGGAGCGAAAAGAAGACGAGAAGUCCUUCAAAGAAGCACAAAAGUUCUUCGCGGACGAAAUGGCAGCUUUGCAGCAACAAAUAAAGAAUCGUGAGAUUCAAGCGCAAGCAGCAGAAGACCGCAGGAUUGCCGCCGAGCAGCGAGGACAAAUCGAAGCAGAGAGGCAGAAAUUGGAAGACGAGCGCAGACAGAUGGAAGCAGAGUGGCGUAUGAAAGAGGAAGUACAAGAAGAACUUCGGAGACAAUAUUUGGAGGAGCAAGAGGAGAUUGAGAGGCAAGAAGAGAGAGCGAGGCAGGAAAUUGAAGCGCAGAGACGGAGGAAGAGCAGUACUAGUAGAGCGCUGCCGCUUCUGGGUGUCUUAGCUGGAUUCGGGACUGCGGCGGCAGGGUUGUAUACAUUGAAUCCUGCAAUGGUUGCGUCCGGGUUGACAAUUGCUGGAAAGGCUGCUGACAAAAUUUGAGUGUGGAGGGAUGAUGAGCGCCGGAGCAAGAGCGGCUAGGUUACUCAUUGAAAGCGAAGGCUACGAGAGAGAGGAAUUGAUCGAUAACACCUAGGUGUUGAUGUUUUACUCUCUUGGUUUUGGUUUGUGGAUGAAAGUUCAAGGACAAUUGUGACGAGGACGCGAGGACGAUUGAACCGAGGUUAUGACAGCAGAUAGGUGAUUGACAACAAAACCCACCAUUGCA
Cadophora gregata is the source of this 1977-nucleotide messenger RNA. RefSeq lists its product as uncharacterized. The transcript is spliced from 2 exons. Lineage: Eukaryota; Fungi; Ascomycota; Leotiomycetes; Helotiales; Ploettnerulaceae. The record is from RefSeq and is a predicted model, not a curated record. The coding region runs from base 720 to 1751 and encodes 343 amino acids.